UAUUGCUUAUUUAAAUGCUCACAUGGUCUCCUCGCGUGAAUGAGCUAAAGUGCAAACAUGGCGGCGGCGUGAGACCGUACACACCAGCACGGAUGGAGGAGCAUAAAUGAAAACUUUCUUUGUCAUAAUCAGAGAGCAGUUUCUGGAUGUCCUUUUUUAACGCCGCUUAGGAGGAGAAAAGUGCUGAGGGCAAAACACUAGACUGGACUGGGCCACCGCCUGAAAACAAUAAGGGCUGAAAUGAACGGGGACGUGAUAUAUAACGGACACUCUGCAUUUCACCACCUCUUAAAGCACAGCAGCUCAAAGUCACCACAUCAUGAAUCAAUCUCCGUCAAACUCAUCCAAGAUGGGAAAAAUUCUCGAUUAUUCUGCAUGCAGAAUGAGCCACAGAAGCAUGGAGAUUGUAAGGCCAGGAGACCCAGUACUGUAAACGGUGAGUUCAUCCUCCCAAAAAUGGCUGUGAAUGAAGAGCUGCACAGAGCAGAGGAGCAGACACGGCAGCUGCACUGUACAGCAUCAUACAUGCACUCCAGCGGUGACAUCACUUCCCCCGGUCAGAGGAAACGAACCUGUCGCAAAGUUAAAGUAAAGAAAUCCAUGCAGAGAAUUGAUGAAACCAAGAAUCCACAAAAUCGGAAGGUUACGGAUUAUUAUCCCAUCAGGAGAAGCUCGAGAAAAAGCAAAAGUGAACUGGAGUAUGAAGAGAAGAGGCACCUAGAUAUGUUGAUUACGAAUGGCAUUGAGAAUGGAAUGAUGGUCAGGUACAUUGAAGGAAAAGGCCGGGGAGUUUUUGCCACCCAGAGGUUUCAGAAAGGGCAGUAUGUAGUGGAGUACCACGGAGAUCUGCUACAGAUCACUGACGCUAAAAAAAGAGAGGCUUUAUACGCACAAGACCCAACCACUGGCUGCUACAUGUAUUACUUCCAGUAUCUCAGCAAAACAUAUUGUGUGGAUGCUACAAAUGAGUCUGAUCGUUUGGGAAGGCUUAUCAACCACAGUAAAAACGGCAACUGUCAAACCAAACUCCACGACAUUAAUGGAAUACCUCACCUCAUCCUCGUGGCCUCCAGAGAUAUUCAGGAAGGAGAGGAACUCCUUUACGACUACGGCGACCGAAGCAAAGCCUCGAUAGAGGCUCACCCAUGGCUAAAACAGUAAUGUAUUCAGAGGAGGGGGAAAAAACACCUUGUUUCUUAACUAGACAGUUUUUAAUGUAAUUAUUGCCUUAGUAAACUGAGAAUGUUUUGGAAUAGUAAGUAAAUUGGUAUGUUACACAGUGACAUACAUGUCAAACACGUUAGAUUGCGGUACAUAUUCGAUGUGUCCUACUUUUAAGAUAUUUAUCCUGCUCUAUGACAUGCUAGUUUCGGCACAUUUCUUUUUGUAUAUUUUAUAUAUUGUUAGAUCAGUGCUUCCAAAGCAUGCAGUUAUAGUCCAACUUUCUGCAUUUUUAUAAAGAGUUUUCUUAAUCUGAUGUGUAUGGUAGUUAGAGGCUUAGCAAUAAUUAUUUAUAAUGCCCAAACAGUUAUGUUUGAAGCAGAAAGCCGGUGAUGCUUAAAGAUACAACAUUUUAAAAGGUUCAGAAAACUGGAACAUGAAACCAAACUUUGAUAUAAUUUGAAAUGUUACCGCUGUUACAAUGCUGAGUGUGUCACCUGAACAAAGCUGUACCUGUUAUACAAAACUGAGCGUUGAUGACCAAAAGCUCCAACUGAGAGUUUCAAUCAAUCUGUAUGAGAUAGUAGCUGCAUUUGUUUAAAUAAAUGAUU
This is a messenger RNA of Xyrauchen texanus (razorback sucker), 1772 nucleotides long. Its product is annotated as N-lysine methyltransferase KMT5A-A-like. The transcript has 7 exons. Gene Ontology annotation, molecular function: histone H4K20 methyltransferase activity; protein binding. Lineage: Eukaryota; Metazoa; Chordata; Actinopteri; Cypriniformes; Catostomidae. Bases 241 to 1161 code for a protein of 306 amino acids. The record is from RefSeq and is a predicted model, not a curated record.